Sitophilus oryzae (rice weevil) is the source of this 2343-nucleotide messenger RNA. Its product is annotated as proton-coupled amino acid transporter-like protein CG1139. Gene Ontology annotation, cellular component: vacuolar membrane. Gene Ontology annotation, biological process: amino acid transmembrane transport. The transcript is spliced from 5 exons. Gene Ontology annotation, molecular function: amino acid transmembrane transporter activity. Bases 265 to 1749 code for a protein of 494 amino acids. Lineage: Eukaryota; Metazoa; Arthropoda; Insecta; Coleoptera; Curculionidae. The record is from RefSeq and is a predicted model, not a curated record.
CGCAAAAAACUCUCGGUUUGAACGCUUUUCGUUGGUGUUUUCUCCCUUCCCCUCGCGUUGUUGGUGGCCAAUAAUAAUUGCCAAGCCAUCUGCGAUCCUUCGCUCGCUAGUUUGGCCAAGUCGAAUAGGUUCGCGCGCGGCGCGCUUUUAUUCUCAGUCCGUCUCUGAAUUGGAUAGCAACGUUACGUUUCUGUCGCGCGCUCUGUGAUUUCUGUGAUACACGAUUAUUUGAUUACUUUCGAGCCCUAAAGAAAAAUCGACAAAAUGGUUAAAAAGAGCGACAGUUCCGCUGCUUUACACAAGCCUUAUAAGGCCCAAUUAAUCGCCCAAAGAGACGAAAAAUCGGGCGGUGUAAACGUAGUCAUUAUGUCAAAUUAUAAAGCGGACAAAGUUGGAGAACCUGUUCAAGCAGCCUCCGCAAAUGGAUCAACUGUUCCUCUAUUUGACAACAGGAAGCAGGACCCGGAAGCUGGAGAUUAUGAUCCGUUCCAGCACAGGAAGGUGGAUCAUCCCACGUCAGACUGGGAUACCUUAAUCCACCUGCUCAAAGGCAGCCUGGGCAGCGGCAUCCUCGCCAUGCCGCUCGCCUUCGCCAACGCCGGCCUCUUCCUCGGUCUCAUCUGCACCUUCGCCAUCGGCGCCAUCUGCACCUACUGCGUCCACAUCUUAGUUAGAAGCGCGCACGAACUGAGCCGAAGAACGCGCGUCCCCAGCCUGGGGUUCGCCGAAGUGGCCGAAGUCGCCUUCUCGGAAGGCCCGGCCGCCUUCAAGCCGUGGGCCAAGUUCGCCAAGGCCAGCAUCAACAUGUUCCUCGUCAUCGACCUGCUCGGUUGUUGCUGCGUCUACGUCAUGUUCGUGGCCAAGAACUUGAAGCAAGUCGUCGACUACUAUACUAUUGUAGAACAGCAUUACGAUUUGAGGAUAUACAUGGCUGCUUUACUACCACUCCUCAUUCUCACUAACCUCAUCAAGAACCUGAAAUAUCUUUCGCCUCUGUCCAUGAUGGCUAACGUUCUAGUCGCGACAGGAAUGGGAAUCACUUUCUACUACAUCUUCUCUGAUCUGCCAAGCCUUGACUCGCAGCCGGCUUAUGAAAGUGUGACCAAGCUGCCUACUUUCUUCGGAAUGGCUAUCUUCGCGUUGGAAGGUAUCGGUGUAGUGAUGCCGUUGGAAAACAACAUGAAGAACCCUCAUCAUUUCAUCGGCUGCCCUGGAGUUCUUAACACCGGAAUGUUCUUUGUCGUUGUCCUUUACGCCUCGACAGGUUUCUUCGGUUUCUUGAAAUACGGAGAUGAAACUGAAGGCAGUGUUACGUUGAAUUUACCUCAAGAUGAAGUCCUGGCCCAAUCCGUAAAAAUCAUGAUCGCCGUCGCCAUCUUCUUCACCUACGCCCUCCAGUUCUACGUACCCAUGGAGAUCAUCUGGAAAGCGGUCAAGAACAACUUCAGCGCCAACAAACAGACCCUGGCCAACAACACCAUCCGGAUCUGCCUCGUCAUCCUCACCGUCAUCCUGGCCAUCCUCAUCCCCAACCUGGGCGCCUUCAUCUCCCUGGUCGGUGCCGUGUGCUUAUCGAUGCUGGGACUCAUCUUCCCAGCAGCCAUUGAUCUGAUCACGUUCUACGAGAACCCGGGCCUAGGCAGGUUUAACUGGAGGCUGUACAAGAACCUGUUCCUCAUCCUGUUCGGCUUGGUAGGGUUCGUGACCGGCACCUACGUCAGCAUCAUCGAGAUCAUCGAUUCGUACUGAGGGAGGACCCUGUAUAGGAGCGCUAUUCGGGGUUGAAAUCGCGGGGAGUCGUGGAGAUUCGGUAGAAGCGGGGCAGCUUCGGGGUUUUCGUUGGAUAAGUUCUUUUUCCAUCCAAAUCGUUAGGAAGUGACGAUUUGACGACUCCUCGCACGUUUAGGAGAGAUCGGACGGAUUUGAUAUUAAAGCAAAAAGUACCGGUGUACAGGGUGGCCCAAUUAUGGUCGUCGAAUAGUCAAUAUCAAGAUUUCUGUUUGAAAAAUCAAGAUUUUUUAUAAAAUUAAUUUUAAUUUAAGGGUGUCCGGUGCCGUAGAAGUACAGUACUCUCGUCUACCAAUCUAAAGGUUGUGAGUUUGAAUCCUACAGGCGGCAUUUAAUCAGCCGACUAUUUUUAAUAAAAUAAAAACAGUUUGGGUACCUAGAUCAACUCCUUAAGUAAGCCUUAAAUGAGUACUUGGGAUUAACUAUAGUAAUAUAGAUAUAACUAUAGUAAUAAUAGACGGUUGAAGCGUAGUAUUAGCCACAUUACCUUCCUUGUAUACCGAACGGCUCUAGCAUGGCAAGCUGUACCUUGCUACUCCCAAGGCGUUAAACUCU